AUGUCCAGCUACACACGGCAGCGGCGGCGGGGUGUGCCCCCACUAUCACAGACAUGGAGCCGCGUGGUUCCUGACAACUUUGGCUAUGGAAAGUGGAAAUGUACUAAACAAGGUCCAUCGGGAGCCCAUGAGACACACUUUGGAGGUGACAAACUUGAAGACCUUGAAAAAGCCAAUCCAUUCUCCUUCAAAGAGUAUUUGAAAACCAAGAACCUCAGCCUGUCAAACAAAGACAUGACCACCAGCCGAAUCUACCCGAAGGAAGCCUCAAGGCACCCACUGGGACUAAAGCACAGCUCCCCUGCCUCCAAGCCCAUGGGAUAUGGCCUAGAAUAUCAGCAGCCACUCUUUGAAGACCCAACAAGAGCCAGGAACUUAGCGGAGGAUGAAGAAGAUGGAUGGAAUAGAACCUAUCUGCCAUCUGCUGUGGGGCAGAUUCAUUCCUCUAGAGCCACACAGAACUUGUCACACCGUGGCACCUACCUUUCCUUUUUCUCCAACGCAUCAGAGCUGGCAGGUCCUGAGUCUUUGCCCCCGUGGACGCUGAGCGACCCUGACUCCAGGACCUCCCCAGCAUCUCCAGCUGGGAGUCCUAAUGCAGACUUUGCAGCUCAUGAAGACUCCCUAGGGCACAGACACCUGCGGACGUUGCAGAUAAGUUAUGAAGCACUGAAAGAUGAAAACUCUAAGCUCAGAAGAAAGCUAAAUGAGGUUCAGAGCUUCUCUGAAGCUCAAACAGAAAUGGUGAGGACACUCAAAUGGAAGUUGGAGGCAAAGAUGAUCAAGGAGAAGAGUGACUUCCAUGGCCCCAAGUCAGCAGUCCAACAAGUCAAACAGAACCUCGAACUGAUGACCAAACGGGCUGUAAAAGCAGAAAAUCAUGUCUUGAGGCUGAAACAGGAAAUAAAUUUGCUUCAGGCACAGCUCUCAAACUUGAGGCAAGAAAAUGAAGCCCUGCAAUCAAGCCAGGAUGCCAGCCUUACUGUAGUGAAGCAGAGCAUGGAUGUGGCCUUGCAGAAACUCCGUGUUGUCAUGCACAGUGCACAGGCAUCCAUAAAGCAGCUGGUGUCUGGAGGAGAGACACUGAACCUUGUUGCUGAACUCCUUAAGUCUAUUGACAAAAUUACUGAAGUUAAAGCUGAGGCGGACUCUUAA
Molecule: messenger RNA, 1155 nt
Organism: Mus caroli (Ryukyu mouse)
Lineage: Eukaryota; Metazoa; Chordata; Mammalia; Rodentia; Muridae
Product: endosome-associated-trafficking regulator 1-like
Biological process (GO): positive regulation of protein localization to cilium; regulation of cytokinesis; positive regulation of cilium assembly
Cellular component (GO): early endosome; recycling endosome; ciliary basal body
Source: RefSeq, a predicted model, not a curated record